Molecule: messenger RNA, 6697 nt
Organism: Hipposideros armiger (great roundleaf bat)
Lineage: Eukaryota; Metazoa; Chordata; Mammalia; Chiroptera; Hipposideridae
Gene: SNX33
Product: sorting nexin 33
Exons: 2
Coding region: 255-1958 (567 amino acids)
Biological process (GO): intracellular protein transport; endocytosis; plasma membrane tubulation
Cellular component (GO): cytoplasmic vesicle; plasma membrane
Molecular function (GO): protein binding; phosphatidylinositol binding
Source: RefSeq, a predicted model, not a curated record
AGACUAUGAACAUGAGCCCCUCCUGCCCUCAGGCUGGUGCCUGGAGACCUGCUAGGGCAGUUUCUGGGCCAUGGACACAGCUUUGAAAAGAGGGAGGCUGGACAGCAUCUCUGGGUGCUGAGACUUGCUUAGGGGCAGAGAGACCGAGCUGCUGGGCAGUCCUUGGUUUGCUGGUGCAUUCUUGGACACCCUAGCAAGUGUCCCCAGUUCUGGGCAGGACCCUCUCCUCAUCUUUCUCUACCACUGGCCCAGCCAUGGCACUAAAAGGCCGAGCCCUCUAUGACUUCCGCAGCGAGAACAAGGAGGAAAUCAGCAUCCAGCAGGAUGAGGACCUGGUCAUCUUCAGCGAGACCUCGCUGGAUGGCUGGCUGCAGGGCCAGAAUAGCCGUGGUGAGACAGGGCUUUUCCCUGCCUCUUAUGUGGAGAUUAUUCGUUCUGGCCCCAGCUCCAGCCCUGCAGGCUCUCCCAGCACCCAGGUGAGCUUGUAUGACAGAUCCAAUGUGGCUAACCUUUCCAGGAGUGCUGAGGGCAGUGGCUUCUUCCCAAACCAGGGCAGCUUUGAGGAAGACGAUGAUGAUGACUGGGAUGACUGGGAUGAUGGAUGCACAGUGGUGGAGGAGCCACGGGCUGGUGAGCUGGGCACCAAUGGGCACCCCCCGCUCAACCUCUCCUACCCUGGUGCCUACCCCAGCCAGCACAUGGCCUUCCGGCCCAAGGCAGCCCUGGAGCGGCAGGACAGCCUGGCAUCUGCCAAGCGGGGCAGUGUGGUGGGGCGCAACCUUAACCGCUUCUCAUGCUUCGUGCGCUCGGGCGUAGAGGCCUUCAUCCUGGGUGAUGUUCCCAUGAUGGCCAAGAUCGCCGAGACAUACUCCAUUGAAAUGGGCCCUCGUGGCCCCCAGUGGAAGGCCAGCCCCCACCCAUUUUCCUGCUCUGUGGAGGACCCCACCAAACAGACAAAAUUCAAGGGCAUCAAGAGCUACAUCUCCUACAAGCUCACACCCACCCACAUUGGCUCCCCUGUCUACCGGCGCUACAAACACUUUGACUGGCUUUAUAACCGCCUGCUUCACAAGUUCACUGUCAUCUCGGUGCCCCACCUGCCAGAGAAGCAGGCCACAGGCCGCUUCGAGGAGGACUUCAUCGAGAAGCGGAAGCGGAGGCUCAUCCUCUGGAUGGACCAUAUGACCAGCCACCCUGUGCUGUCCCAGUACGAGGGGUUCCAGCAUUUUCUCAGCUGCCUGGAUGCUAAGCAGUGGAAGAUGGGCAAACGCCGGGCGGAGAAGGACGAGAUGGUGGGUGCCAGUUUCCUGCUCACCUUCCAGAUCCCCACAGAGCACCAGGACCUGCAGGACGUGGAGGACCGUGUGGACACGUUCAAGGCCUUCAGCAAGAAGAUGGACGACAGCGUCCUGCAGCUCAGCACUGUAGCAUCGGAGCUGGUGCGCAAGCAUGUGGGUGGCUUCAGAAAGGAAUUCCAGAAGCUGGGCAAUGCCUUCCAGGCCAUCAGCCAUGCCUUCCAGAUGGACCCCCCCUUCAGCUCUGAGGCCCUCAACAGCGCCAUCUCUCACACGGGCCGUACCUAUGAAGCCGUCGGUGAGAUGUUCGCUGAGCAGCCCAAGAACGAUCUCUUCCAGAUGCUUGACAUGCUGUCUCUGUAUCAGGGCCUGCUGUCCAACUUCCCCGACAUUAUCCACCUGCAGAAAGGCGCCUUCGCCAAAGUGAAGGAGAGCCAGCGCAUGAGCGACGAGGGCCGCAUGGUGCAGGACGAGGCGGACGGCAUCCGCAGGCGCUGCCGCGUGGUGGGCUUCGCCCUGCAGGCCGAGAUGAACCACUUCCACCAGCGCCGUGAGCUUGACUUCAAGCACAUGAUGCAGAGCUACCUGCGCCAGCAGAUCCUUUUCUACCAGCGGGUGGGCCAGCAGCUGGAGAGGGCGCUGCGCAUGUACGACAGCCUCUGAGCGCCGGGGGCCACCCUGCCUUCCACCUGGGCACUGCAGGGCCUCCCCGCACCAGCAGCGGCUAGGGCUUGGGAAGAGUCAUGGAUACCCCUGCUGAACUCCUCUAGCCCAUAGAGGUGGGGGCGCAGCGCGGGUGAGAAUGGGGCCAGGAACCCUCCAGGCUGAGGCCUGGGCUGUAGGUCUGUCACUUGAGACCAGGCCAGGGUCUUAGCCUCCCCCAGAGCUUGUGCACUUGGCCACCACCCCCUUCUUCACUCAGCAGACACUGGGGCGUGCUGUGGUCCUGGGUCCGAUGCUGGACAUUCAGGGCUACGACACGCCUGCCCUCAGGGUGUCCCCAGUCGAGGUGGGGGUCAGACAUAGAAACAGAAGGGGGCAAUGCAGAAUGACCCAUGUUAAAUAAGGGGUUCCUGGAAGCUGACAGAGGGGACCACUCAUUCUGCUGGCCGGGGAAGACUCCACGGUGUAGGUGACAUUUGACCAGUGUUUGGAGGAAUGACAAGGACCUGUCAGAUAGUAGAUGAGGACGGUAGAUGGGGAGGACGUUAAGCAGAGAGGAACAGCAUGGGCAAAGCUGUGGAGGCAUGAAAACGCCCGCCCUCUCUCCCUUACCUUUCCCAAGCGAGUUUGUUGCCCUGUCUCGGUGGGCAUUCUGGCCUGUGUGACAGGGGAGGGACCUUCCUUGCUCCCAUGUCCCUGUCCCUGCCCCCCACCCCAGCCCCCUGCAGGAGGGGCUGCAGGCCAACUCACUCCUGAUUCCCCUCUACCUGCUGAGCCCCUAUCACCCCAUGGUUAGGGGACCAUGCAGCAUCUUUUCCCUGGGCUCAAGGAGCCACAAACCCCAGGACCCUGGUGGCAUCUUCCUGGAGGGGGCUCCUAAAAGUUACCAGAUAUUGGAGUUCACCAGCAAUAGCUCCUCACACUUGAGCAAGCUCAGAUCCCCAGGCUCCCAGGCUUCUUGGCCUCUGUGAAUCCCAAAAUCCUUCCUGGUGCACAGGGAACCCAGGGGAAGAAAACAGGAGCCCACCCCCUACCACCCAGGGACCCAGGGCCCACUUGCCCAGGGCCAGCCUCACUGUGAUCCCAGCCUGGGUCCUGGCCCUUUGUGCUGCCUCCCACCCAUGUUUACAUCCUUGAGAGGGCCACUCCUCCUCACCCAGGCCAGGGCGUGGUCCAGCAGCGGGUUGGGGGGGACUGACAGGUGCCACCGCUAACCCCACCCCCAUCCCCAGGAGUUCAUGGCCACUCCUGGCUGCUGCUGCUUGAAACUUUUUUCUGUUUUGUCUUCUUGAUAAAUCUCUUAAGAUAACACAAACAUGACUUUUUUGUUUGGAUCCCAGAAGGGAUGAGGGUGGGGGGAAGGAUAGAACCCUCAUUGCCCCUGAGGUCAUGGCAGGCUCAUAUAGCGGAGGGGAGGGCUGUGCUGCUGGGAGGUGCCGCUGGGGUCUAGAGGGUGCCCUGGACCCCAGCUGGGUGCACAUGCGUCCCAGACCUCACUGUCCUCAAUCUCAAAUGGUGGAGUCCUGCCGGGGGCGUGGCUGUGCUGGUCUGUGAUCUAUGGCUGAUGGCUGGAUGCAGAAAGGAUAGGAGGCCCCAGGACAAUCUAAUUGAUGGGGCUCCUCCCCACAGGGAGGCCCCAGUCCAGGGGAGGGGUUGGGGCUCAGAAACCGUGUCCUGCCCCAGGCAGUCCUGGAUGCCCAACCCUGCCCUUGGGGGUGACCCAGGCAGGGUGAACAGCAACCUGUUCACACAUGGGAAAGGGGAACGCUGGUGAAGCCACUGGGCUCUUUCAGGGCGAUGGGGACCUGGUGGAGGAGGAGUGCUGGGUCCAGACAUCGGGGGAGGCUUUGGCCAGGCCAGUGCCCCCGAGUUCAGCUUGUGGCAGUGAGAUGAGACAAGAGGCGGCAGGUGCAGUGGGGAGGGGGCAGCAGAGGCUUCCUGUACGGGGCAGAGCAUCCUCAGGAACUACUGGAAAGGGCCCUUGGCCUUGGGUCAAAAUUAGGUCAGAUUUGGGACUUUUCUGUGGAAUUUUCCCCUCUUCUCUGCCCCCCUUCCUUCAUUUUCACCCCCCUUCAAGGACCUUCCCACCCUUAACGACUUCUCAGCUUUGACCUCCAGGUGACCUUCUGCAGAGGGCAAUCUGUUUACAGCAGGGGCCGGGGGAGCUCCUUCCCGAGGCCAGUCUGGGUCGUGUGGGAAUGCUCUUAACCCACAUUGCCUGGAAAGCCCCCAUUCAUGCUUCCUGUUCUGGUGAUGCCCUCAUAUCCCUUUCUGGAGAGGGGGCCACCUCUCACGCGUCCCGUCCUCAGGGUGAGGGAAUCCGCCUGACACUUCUUAGGGGAACUUGGACCUAGGAGAAGAACCAGAACCUGAAGUCUUGGGACAAGCCAGGCCUACUCUAAGCACCUUGAGGUCUAGGCUGAGACAGCGUGUGUGGCAGGGACUGAGAUGUCACAACCUUUCUCUGGUAUCUAUCUAUCUCUGUGCGGGUUGGGUGUUGGAAUUUGAGAUCUGUCAGGGCUGGCUACAGUCCCUUUCAGCAGGGGAUGGGGGGAAUGGUGUGUGGGGUGUCCUGGUGAUGGCAUGGUCGUCUGACUGGCUUCAGUCACAUGCUAGACACAUGUUCCAGGCUGAGCUGGGCCCAGCUACCUCUGGUUCCCCUCAUUUUUCUCUGAGAGUAAGGCAGAACCACGGCUUCUCUUGCUGCCCUGGGCAAUUACCAAUACCUGAGUUUGGGGGACCAUGAUCCCCAGUCUUGGCCUAGCCCAGAAAAGGAGUCUAUUUUGUGGCCACGUGUGGGGGUUAGGGAUGAAGGCGGUCCUCAGAUGCUGCAUGCUGUCGCCUCUUGAACACAGGAGGGCCGUGAAGCAUUGCUACAGCUAGAGCAACGCCAGGCCUGGGGGUGCCUGGUGGCCCGAGGCCCAGCUCACCACUGCCCCUCACACAGUCACACACACAUCCACAUGGUCACAGACGUAGCUGCCCAGCCCAGAGCAGACAUAGCCACACACAGCCACCUGUCUACAGGCACAUAAGCCACAUCUGGCCGCAUCUCUCUCUCUCUCUCUCUCUCUCUCUCUCUCACACACACAUACACACACACACACACACACACGCGCGCGCGCGCGCGCGCGCACGCGGUCAUGUGCUCACGCGGCUGCACUCCUAGCAACUGUGCCACACUGUCACUUUCACAGCCAUGUUCACACGUGGCCACGUCCAUACACAUCAUCUAUUUACAGCGUCAGUCUUCAGCCAUGUCAUCACAGCCAUACUACAGUCCCAUGCACACAGUUGUACUCUCACACAUGCACACAGCAAAGAUGUCACGUGUAGCUGCACCAGGACUGUACCUGCACCUCUUGGGGGAGCCAGCUGGGGUCAUCCAUCACCCGGCACCAUCACAUUCAGCUCUUUAUUGCAGACGAGGAACUUGAGGAGUGGCAGCUGGCCACAUCACCCAGUGUGCCAGGAGAUGCUUUGGCCAGGGCCCACCUCCCUGUAGGCUCUGUGGCCUGGCCUUGCCCAUCCCUGGGCCAGUCCCUAGGUCCAGGCUGCCUCUGAAGGCUCCUGGCUGAAGCCACCGAACAAAACUGCAGGCAUGUCCCAUCUCUUGAGCCAGAGCUAAGGCUGCUGGGUCCAUGAGAGCAGGAGCCAGGAUGUGGUGGGCAGGGCCCAAGCCUCGGGCUGGAAGAACAUUCCUGCACCAUCUCCCCAAGCAUGCAAGGACUGGGCCCGCCCUGCCUGCCUGGCCGCUGACUCAGGCCUCCAGGAGCCAAGCCUGCUCAGUCCUCCCUCCUCCCCCAACCUGCUUCUCCACCAGUUCAGCUCUGGUACCUCUCUGCUGGCUAGGGCAGAAGAGAUGGUGAGCUUUGGCAAAAAGAACUUGGGGAACAAUAAAAAUUCACCUCCCCAGACAUAGCUCAGAAGGGCUGAUUGUGGAACACUGCUCCAGGGUUUAGCAUAGUUUAACACAAACCUUUUUUCCUUUGGUUUUGUUUUAUUAGUCAAAGCCCGGUGCAGUCCAGUCUGUCUAAAAUGUAGUGUCUCGCACAGCUGUGGCCUCCUUGGUCCUCACAGCAUCAUGAUUCCAUUUCAUGGACAAGAGACCAAGACUUGGCCAGAGGGAGGACUGGACCCACAUUGGAUCACACGGUGAGGCCGAGAGAGGCGGGACUCGAACCCUGCUCUUUGGCUUCAUUCCUUAAAGUCACAUGAAUUAACUCGUGUAGGUUGGAAGGAAGAGGGGGUGGCAGACCUCUGCUUCAGAGGUGAAAAAGAAUGGGAGGCUGGUGAGCCCAGCUGCUGAAAUGUGAGGGGGCUUGCGGGUGGGUGAGUCCCAUUAGCCCCCAGGGAUGAAGAGGCUGAGGAUGGCAUCGCACGGUGGUGUCUGAGUUGACAGGGUCUCCGUCACAGAUGAACGUGUGGGGAGCAUCACUUCAUUUCCGUAUAACUGACCUGAAUUCCUAUCUUGCUUUCUCAUUCCCCCACAUGGUAGAAAUUAAUCUCAAAUCAGUCGUGAGGGAUGCAUCUACGUUUUGGGAUGGCACAUUUGAAGACCAUAGACAGGCCCCUGGCAUUUUGAAUUUUAGAGGCUGAAUCCCACACCCUGUCACAGGAAAUUUUGCCAGCAUUCCACAUUAAAAGUCAUUAAUAUAUGCCUAUUUGAGUUGGGUUCAGUUUACUACUUGAUGCCUAGUAUUACAGAUAUUUAAUUAAACUUUAUGAAUUUUGUCUUU